UACUCGGGAGCAGGUGGCGUAGGUCUCCUCUGCUGCAGGUGUAGUUAGUAGACGAUUGGUGCAUGGCAGGCAUAGCCAGCUAGAACAGCUGUUUUCCUCGUUGACGUUGCUUCUCACCGUUAUUCACUGGAUAGUCGACUCGCGUUCGCGUUGAUAAGGAUCGCAUGCGUAUUAGCGGUACAUGUGUGCUUGUAACGUUAAUGUAGAAUCCACGUGUCACCUCUGAAGGUUUCUUCUGGCGGCAUUCCCCUUCAUUCUGAUUAGACCGAAUCAAAUCAGCACUGUUCUAGAAAGGCCAAGAAGUCUCGAGAGGGCAACACACACCCACGAUAGGGUAACCCAGUCUAGGUGCCGACGGGCACUCGGAAAGGAAGCAAGGUGCGAAGCGACGUCGGCCUGGGGAAGAGGGAAAGCGCGCUGGGAUCACUGCGCCCGCAUUGCUGCUGACAGCGGCUGUCUCCUGCUGCACGGCGCACGCUGAAACUCAGUCGCUCCAAGGGGGGGUCGUUUCAAGAGGGGGGAACUUCGUUUUACGUGGAAGACCCGAAGGGGCUGUUUGGGAGCAGGAGAGUGCAACCAGUUCAGGUGUUCCAGGGGGGCGAAGACUCAUGCGAACAGGGGCACCGGGUCAAGAAAGAGUGCGUAUGACGAGAUUCGCAGUUCUCGCGUAAUGCGCUCAAUGCGACUCGAUCUUGAACGGUUCUAUCAGCAGCUUCCCCUAAGUGCGCGGAGUGGGCGGAGUGCAGUGCGCGGAGAUCUCGAAUGUUUCUACCAGCAGCUUCCGCUGCGGCCUGCUCUCGCGUCUACGGCGAUGCGUUAGGGAUGUGGCGGCUCUGCCAUUAGGAGCAGCGGUAUUGGCGGAAGGCGGCAGGCGGAAGGCAGAAGCGGAAGUGAAAAGGGAUAGGUGGAAGCGGAAAGGGACCGGGAAAGGCGGAAGCGGAAAGGGACCGGGAAAGGCGGAAGCGGAAAGGGACCGGGAAAGGCGGAAGCGGAAAGGGACCGGGAAAGGUGGAAGCGGAAAGGGACCGGGAAAGGUGGAAGCGGAAAGGGACCAGGAAAGGGAAGUUGGAGGCCAGUGGGCAGGCAAGUAGGGCCGCCUUCCGUCUCCCUCCUCCAUGCCCUCCCAGACCACCCAGCCGUCCAAUCUCUCCCCCCUCUUCCCUACAAUACAACCCUCCCCAGAUCCUGCCUCCUCCUCGUCUCAGCCUUUCCCUGAUCCAGCCCCCUCCUCCUCUCAGCCUUCCCUUGACCCCUCUCCCCCUUUCACCAAACCCACACCCCCAACUAACUCUAGCAAAACCCGACCGGGGGAACCAUCAGAGUCUACCAUUGCUCUACCAGCCGACCCAUCUAAGUCCGACAUCGACCUCCCAGCAGAUCCCAGGGAGCUUGCAACGCCCAUUCCCUCUCAGGGCGGGCUCGGGGGACUGCUGCAGCUGAGCGACCCCUCCGCUCCUCUCCCUCCGCCUCUCACCCCGUCACCAUCACCACCGCCACCCUUCCCUUCCUCUCCCCCCCACCAGUCUCCUUCCUCUCCUAACCAGCCCUCUCGUCGUCCUCCUGCUUCUCCUCCUCCUCCGGGUCGCACCCAGCCACCUCCUGCUCUGAAUCCCCCACCAGGUCCCCUCGUCUCUAACGGAAGCAGCAGCAACAGCAGCAACACGCCGUUUCUGUAUCCUCCAGCUCAUCCCUUCGUUUCCACCUCUCCCCCUCUCCCCACGGACCCAAUCAUCGCCUCCCCUCCCCCCUCCGCCGCCUUCUCCGCGCCCCUCUUCAUCGGCGUCCUCGUGGGAUUCUCGCUGCUCCUCUCCGCCCUCCUCCUCAUGCUCUACUGCUUCGUGGGAGACAGGGGCGAGAGGCCGGGGGCGCGACGCCCCUGGCUCUUCAGGCCGUCGCCCUACAGCCAGUCUUCCGCCGCUUCUACCAGUGAAAAUGGAGUGCCCCCCUCAACGAGUACAAACACAGCAGCAGCCCCCUCCUCGUCCGGGGAUGCUGGGGUGGGAAGUGAUGGCAGUGGCAGCGUGUCUUUGCACGCUCUGUCGAGCCAAGCUGGUGAUUGUGACCCUGAGGUUGGGGGGGAGGAUAGGAGGGAGGAAGGGGACGGGGGCAAGCACAAGCGGAAGGGGAAGAGGUGGAGGAUUGUUCGGAUUGGAAAAGUAGGUUCGGGAGAAAGCGGGCUAGGUUCGGACGCAGGCUUGGGUGAUUCUUCGUCAGCUUCUGGAAGCAGCAGGACGAGUAGCAGCAGUGGUGGGAGCGUAGAUUCGUCUUCUUUCCCCGAUCCUUCCGCCAGGCCUCCCAAGCCGAAGCACAAGUCUUGGUUGAGUGCGCUUUCAGGGAAAUGGGGCGACAAGGGGUUGAAUAGUGUAGCUGCGGAUUUUGAGGCGCAAUUGCGGAAGGCGAUACGAGAAGAAGGGGAGUCUGCAUCGAUGUGGGCGAUGGAUCGCUCUAUAGUGAGUAUACCAUCUGGGAGGGAGUUUGUUGAAUGUACAAAGUCUGGACGGAUGGUUUUUGACAUGGAGGGGACUCUGGUGGAGAUCGAGGAGGAAAGCGGGGGAGAGGAGGAAGACGAAGGAGACGAGAAGGAUUGCGAGAAAGAAGUGGAGUGCAUGGACAAGGAAAGCGGCUCUUCCCCAGCUCCCUAAUGGAAGGACAAAAGUUGGUAGAAUAUACGACCAUACGGCUGCGUGUCAAUUGAUUAUUGGUUGACACGUACUGCCUAUCCCAGUCAUACCAUGAAAAGAGUGCCUAGAAGCACAUUUUGGAAGUGCAAUAGCCAUUUGAUUACAUUGUUAGUGGUUUUUGCCUUUGUGUGAUAGUGCUAGCUCCCUGCAAAUACAAAACAGUCUCGAUG
Messenger RNA from Closterium sp. NIES-67, 2851 nucleotides. The record is from the annotation of a GenBank genome assembly. NCBI's taxonomy places the organism in Eukaryota, Viridiplantae, Streptophyta, Zygnematophyceae, Desmidiales, Closteriaceae.